UUUAGUUUAGUGUAUUCAUGUUUAAAACAUUGUCAUAAUUUAUACAAAACUGAUGUAAAUUGAAUUCAUAUUAUUUAGCUGCCGUACCAACUACUCUAAUCUAUAUAAUAUAUACACUUGUAGUUGUAAUUAAAUUUUUGAUAUAAAAGUCAAAGUUGUUUUAGUAUCUAGACAAAUUACAUUUAAAUUAUGUUCAAAGUUCAACUAGUAACACAAAUAUACUAUCGUUAAAAUAAUUUAAGUUUUUGAGUCUAACAUACUGUUAGAUAAAAAAAAUUUUUUGACUUGCUGAUAUUAGUAAGCAACAACUAAAUCUUGCUUAAAAUGGCUUCAAUAGAGGAAAAGUUUAAUGCAGCCGUGAACGUAAUUAAAGGAUUACCAAAAAAUGGUUCCUACCAGCCGAGCAGUGCGAUGAUGCUAACAUUUUACUCGUAUUUCAAACAAGCAACACAAGGUCCUUGUAGUCAAAAGAAACCACCUUUUUGGGACGUUAUUGGCCGAGCUAAAUGGGAUGCUUGGAAUGCUUUGGGGAGUAUGUCAAAAGAGCGUGCUAUGCAUUUAUAUGUAGAUGAACUAAAAAAGAUAAUAGAGACAAUGUCAUUUAAUGAGAACGUGGCUCAAUUUAUGGGAAGCAUUGAUGAGUUAAAUAAUGUUAAUUUCAAUGAUUUAGAAAUUGUUGCUCCAGAAGUAAUGAAAAAAGCUAAAUCUCAUCCAAAUUCACCAUUUGCUUCAAGAGGUAAUAGUCCUCAACAUGGUUCACCCCAAAAUGGAUUUUCUAAUGGAUUUGAUUCUGGUGAUGAGGAUAUAAAUGAAAGUAAUUCUUAUAUAAAUCAAAAUGGUCGUACUGUUGAACAGUCUGAUGAUGAAUAUAUAGAUACUUUAGAAGAUGGUGUUGAUGUGUCAAGUUCUAUAAGUAGAUUAAAUCAUUAUCAUUCGCAACAAAUGAGGAAUCAAUUAAAUGAAAACGAUGGAUAUGUGGCUCAAGAAAACCAUAUAAUGCAUCAAAUUUUCAAUAUAGUGCAAAGGAUGAAUACAGAUUUAACGAAUCUAAAUCAAAGAAUGAGUACACUCGAAAGAAACGUCACUGAAUUAAGAAACUUACAAGCAAAUCAAAAGCUGAAAUUACAUCGAAAAUAUCCUCAUUGGUGGCCAUUCAGAGAUAUAUCUCCAUUAUGGUUUACGAUGUUAAUUCUUUGGCCGUUUGUUGUUAGAACAUUAAAUGGAGCCUUGCAGAAACGAAAAUAGGAGAAAUUAAAUAUUUAACAAUUAUAUUAAAAUAAGAAGAAUGGAAAAUAAUUGUUAAUGGUAAUAACUAUGACACAUUAUUUUAUAACAAAAGUAGAUACAACUAAAAAUUAGAGAAAUAAAAAAAAACAAAGCAUACACUACCUACUUAUUAAUGUAAUUUUUUUUUUGCUGAAAAGUUUUAAACAUAGAUUUUUAUAAUAUAGUAUAUACAUAUAUAAUGUAUAUUGUUAUACAAUUUUUUCUUUUUUAUAAAAUGUGAUUUAAAUUGGGUUCAUAUGCAGUAUAAUUUAAUUUUUGUAUUAAAUUAUUUUCUUUGUAUGUAUAUUAUGACAAAAUUAUAAUUUUUUUAUUUAUUUUUUAUAUUUUUUUGUUAUUAGUAUUUUAUCAACAUAAUAUUAUGUAUUUACCUAUUUAAAAUAUUGGUUAAGGGAUACAUAAAAGAUAUUGUUAGUAGAGUAAUAAGUGAAUAUUAUUUAUUUUAAUUGAAAUAAAUAAUUUUUUGAACAAAAAUUUGAACAAAAUAUAAAAUUAUUAUAUUAAGCUAGAAAAAGCUCAAAGGAAAAUAUUAAUAAUGUAAAUAUUAAAAUUGAUUAUAUUUUUUAUUAAGAUUCCAUUUCGAAUUAAGAUUUA
This is a messenger RNA of Condylostylus longicornis, 1878 nucleotides long. RefSeq names its product acyl-CoA-binding domain-containing protein 5. The coding region runs from base 325 to 1245 and encodes 306 amino acids. The record is from RefSeq and is a predicted model, not a curated record. Gene Ontology annotation, molecular function: fatty-acyl-CoA binding. Gene Ontology annotation, biological process: fatty acid metabolic process. Lineage: Eukaryota; Metazoa; Arthropoda; Insecta; Diptera; Dolichopodidae. The transcript is spliced from 6 exons.